Messenger RNA from Rhododendron vialii, 1975 nucleotides. Its product is annotated as UDP-glycosyltransferase 88B1-like. Gene Ontology annotation, molecular function: UDP-glycosyltransferase activity. The record is from RefSeq and is a predicted model, not a curated record. NCBI's taxonomy places the organism in Eukaryota, Viridiplantae, Streptophyta, Magnoliopsida, Ericales, Ericaceae. Bases 79 to 1482 code for a protein of 467 amino acids. The transcript has 2 exons.
UAGAGUCAUUUUAUACCCGUCGAGAAUUCUCAGGUUUAUCAAGGGGAAUCUCUCUCUCUCUCUCUCUCUCUCUCUCUCAUGGAGGACACCAUCAUACUAUACCCAUCUCCAGGAAUGGGCCACCUAGUUCCAAUGGUGGAGCUAGGAAAGCUCAUACUAACUCACAACCCUUCAUUCACCAUCACAAUCCUCGUCACCACCGCACCAUUCGACACAGGCUCCACCUCCUCUUACAUCAGCGGCGUCUCCACCGCCACUCCUUCCAUCCUCUUCCACCACCUCCCCACCAUCUCUCCCCCCUCUUCCCUCACCCCCUUCGAACUCACCUUCGCACUUCCCCGGCUUUACAACUCAAACCUCCGCCACGCCCUUCAAACACUCAUCUCCCAAGAUUCAAGACCCAAAGCUUCUGUGAUUGACUUCUUUUGCAAUCCCAGUUUUGAAGUCUUCACUAGCCUUGGCAUACCCACUUACUACUUCUUCACCUCCGGCGCUGGUGGCCUCUCUGCACUCCUAGCAAUUCCAACAACUCAUCAAACCGUUGUUGACAAAAUCAAAGAUCCAAACACGUCCAUAGAUUUCCCAGGAGUUCCACCAAUCCCCACUCCUGAUCUGCCUGAGCCUUACUCUGAUCUUGAGGGAAUCCCAUAUAAGAGCCUCUUUAGCGCCGCAAUCAGCAUGCCCAAAUCAUCGGGAGUCUUGACAAACACCUUCAUUGAAUUCGAACCGAGAGCUGUCAAAGCGAUAUCUGACGGUCUAUGCAAUCCGAGUUUGCCAACUCCACCGAUUUAUUGUAUCGGACCGAUAGUUGCGAACAGCGGCGAGGAUCAGGAUAACGAGUGUUUGAGAUGGCUGGACUCGCAACCGAGCCGAAGUGUCGUGUUUCUCUGUUUUGGAAGUACGGGGUUGUUCAAAGCAGAGCAGUUGAUGGAAAUGGCAAUUGGGUUGGAAAAAAGCGGCCACAGGUUUUUGUGGGUAGUGCGGAGUCCACCCACAGAUGGCGGAACCAAGAGCAGUUUAGCGAAACCAGAGCCAGAUUUGGAUGUGUUGUUGCCUAAUGGGUUCUUGGACAGAACUAGAGGCAGGGGAUUGGUGGUUAAGAAAUGGGCGCCACAAGUGGCCGUGCUGAGUCACGGCUCAGUGGGCGGGUUUGUGACUCACUGUGGGUGGAACUCGAUACUAGAAGCGGUUGGAGCUGGCGUGCCUAUGGUGGCGUGGCCGCUGUACGCGGAGCAGAGAUUUAACAAGGUUUGUUCGGUAGAGGAAAUGAAGGUGGCCCUGGCGUUGGAAGAGUCAGAAGGUGGGUUUGUGAGCGCGGACGAGUUGGAGAAGCGAGUGAGAGAGUUGAUGGACUCGGAGAGAGGGAAACGGGUUAGAGAACGGGUCAUGGAAAUGAGAGAUGGCGCCAAGGCUGCAUUGGGUGAGGGAGGGACGUCCCGGGUUGCAUUGGCCGAGUUGGUCGAGUCAUGGAAAAAGGGUUGAUUUUAAAGAGUCAACUCGGGGCUUGGUCUCGGUCAAGGUGCAUGACAUCUCGUGCAACUCAAAAUUCGAAAUUCGAGGAAUAAAAUGGCAUCAAAUUCGGAUCGUAGUCAUAAACUCACCAUGUUAUCGGUUGUUACUUUAGGGAAAGGGACAGAAGAUUUUGAGUAGUUCUCUUCUUUUCGGAUUAAAGAAAAGGUAGAUUCUCCGGCAUCCAAUGGCUCAGAUUAGGGGUAGAGAUUUAUUUAGGAAAUUGAUAUUCACUUUUUCUUUUGUUAUCUGUAACUUUUUUUUUUUUGUUUUCUAGUGUUUAAGUGUUUGUAUAUUAUUUUUUGUUAAAAGAUGAAAAAAAGGAUAUGGAGAGCAAAAAAAUGAGUGUGAAUAUCAAUUCCUUGCGGAUAAAAAAAAAUAUCAAUUUCCUUAAUUUGAUAUUGUCCGAGGUAUGUUGUCCCAAAUGAGAAAGAAACAUAUGAGAAAUGUUCCAAAUUCGUAACUC